AUGGCCCUCGAAACAGACGGCCUCCGUCGUCACAACGGCGACAUUGACCAAAACGAUACAGCAAGCUCUUACACCAUCGGCAAUGAACCACCAUCAUCACUACCCCAAGACGAGAAACCCAUUGGCUUUGGCCGGGGUCUUUCCAUUGCCCUGAGCAUGUGGGCUCUCAUCUUCCUCCAAGCAAGCAACAUGUCCGGCAUCUCCACCAUCCAAUCCACCAUCGCCACCGACCUCGACGCCUACGACUACGCCAUGUGGUUCACCGGCGUCUACCUAAUCACCUCCUCCUCCGUCGCCCCCUUAAUCGGUCGGUUAUCCACCAUCUUCACCCCCGGGCUUAUGAUCCUCAUCUCCUCCUUCUUUUUUUCGGCCGGCGCCCUCGUCACCUCCCAGUCCCACACCCUCUCAGUCUUCAUGUUCGGCCGAGUCCUCGUGGGCAUAGGAGGUGGUGGCAUCAUGACUUUAGCCCUGAUCCUCGUCAUCCAGCUGACCAGCAAGCGCCGCCGGGGUGUCUGGAUCGGCCUGACUAACGCCGGCUUCACAAUCGGCAUGUCGACCGGAGCCGUCGUCUUCGGCGCUUUAUUGCCUGUCAUCGGCUGGCGCGCGCUCUUCUGGAUGCAGGCGCCCCUAGGUCUGCUAGGAGGGUUGGGGGUGUACGCUAGUAUCCCGUCCUUCGUCAUGUCUUCCGGCGCUCCCUUGACCCCGGGGGAUGCGGAGAAGACGAACCUGCAAAAACUGAAAGGAAUCGACUACGCCGGCGCCAUCACCCUCACCACCACCAUCGUACUGCUGCUUUACUCCCUCUCCGCCGGCCGCACAGGAAUCCACUACAUCCCGCUUCUUUCGUCGUUCCUCACCUUCUCCCUUUUUCUCCUAAUCGAGUCCUAUUAUGCAUCAGACCCCAUCAUCCCCCUCCACAUCCUGCGCUCGCGCGGCAUUUUGUUGAGCUGCCUCUCGCAGUUGGGAUUCAUGUCCGCCCGCUGGUCCGUCCUCUUCUACGCGCCCAUCUUUGCCCUGGCCGUGCACGGCGCCUCGCCCGCCUUAGCGGGGUCCAUCCUCAUCCCGACGAACCUCGGUUUCGGCACCGGCGGCCUGCUGGUAGGCUGGCUGCACAUGACGCACACUGCCGACCACACCAGCAAAGGCUACUGGUUCCCUUCCUUACUGUCCAUGAGCAUCUUUGGACUGGCGAUUAUGGCGAUGGGGUUCGUAAGUAACGCUUACACCCCAUUAAGCGCGUACGUAGCAGUGAUAUUCGUCAACGGCCUGGCCACGGGGGCAGCGGUGAACUAUACUAUGGCGCAUCUGCUGCAUUUGAGCCAUGUGCGGGAACACUUUAUCGUUACGGGCUUGCUGGCUACGUUCCGGGGGUUUGCGGGCAGUUUUGGGACGGCUAUCGGGGGCGGGAUAUUUGGACGGGAACUGAGGGCUUCGCUUUAUAAAGGGUUUGAGAGGCUGGGUUGGGAAGAAGGGAUGCCGAGGGAGAGGAUGGAGAAGUUGGUUACGGUUUUGGUGGGCAGUCCGGCGAGGGUGCAUGAGAGGGGGUUUUUGACGGUGGAAGAGAGGGUGGUGGCUGUUGGGGGAUAUGAGAAUGCUCUAAGGACGCUUUAUUUGAGCGCGGCGGUGCUGUGUGUGGUUGUGUUGGUGGUGCAGGCGGGCACGGGGUGGACGGCGGGGGGAGUCAGUCCGGAGGAGGAGAGGGAGAUUGAGGAGGCGAUUGUGGAACAUGAUGGGAGGAUGGAGGCUUGA
Molecule: messenger RNA, 1749 nt
Organism: Sordaria macrospora k-hell
Lineage: Eukaryota; Fungi; Ascomycota; Sordariomycetes; Sordariales; Sordariaceae
Source: RefSeq, a predicted model, not a curated record